GGGGUUUUUUUUUUAGCUUCCCACAGAUACCGCGGAGAGAGAAACGCAACACUUGAUUAUUUCUGUUUUUUUCGACCUUCUUCCAAAAAGUUUAGAAACAGUGUAAACUAAAAGCUGAAUUGUCAUUAAAAUUCAGUACUACAAAGCCAGCGCUGUUGUGGCAUCUGUCCUCCGGCAGUGCCAGCAGGUGAGAUGAGAGCGUGUUAGCCGAGGAUGGAGGCUUUAACCGGGGACCACCAUGGCAGCUCUGACCGUGUGGCGUUACACCAGCGGCCGUGUCCUGGGUGGCUGGGGGCCGUUGUUGUGCGUUUUGAUUGGUUCUCUUGUGGGCCUCCUGAUGCCUCUGGUGGGAGUAGACGACAAGUGCUGCGCUGCACUAAAAGGCAUUGCUCACCUGCGCUGUCAGCUUUGGGGUAGACCUCCACCGCCUGCUACUGUCCAGUCCACGAGCCUGACGAUCCCUUUCACUGCGCUGGACCUGCUGCCUCAGAAGAGCAAGCCCAGCAAAGAUAUGGUGCUUGAAGCCAAAGCAGCUCUUCAGCAGGCCCAGGAGAUGAAAAAGGCUGGGAAAAGGGAAAAGGCUCAUAAGCUCCUUGUGCAUGCUUUAAGCAUGAAUCCAGAUUUUGUGGAAGCCCUGACAGAGCUGGGAACUAUACUGGAAGAGGAAAAGGAUGUCAUCCAAGCAGACCACCUCUACACUAAAGCUCUGGCGAUUUCUCCAUGUAAUGAGCGAGCUCUGAUCAGUCGCGACCGAACUCUUCCCUUGGUGGAGGAGAUUGACCAGCGUCACUUCAGCAUUAUUGAUAGUAAAGUGCGGAGGCUUAUGUCCAUUCCUAAAGGUAACUCUGCUCUGAGGCGAGUAAUGGAGGAGACCUACUACCAUCAUAUUUAUCACACUGUAGCCAUAGAAGGCAGCACUCUCACUUUGUCUGAAAUCCGUCACAUCAUUGAAACCCGAUACGCUGUGCCAGGGAAGAGCCUUCAGGAGCAGAAUGAGGCGAUUGGUGUAGAUGUGGCUAUGAAGUACAUCAACACAACACUUUUAUCCAGGACUGGACCCAUCACAGUACAUGAUAUUCUUGAGAUUCACCGGCGUGUGCUGGGCUUUGUGGACCCUGUAGAAGGAGGUAGGCUACGGACCAGUCAGGUGUUUGUUGGACAUCAUAUUCCGCCCCAUCCACAGGACCUUCAGAGGCACAUGCAGGAGCUGGUGCAGUGGCUCAACUCUGAGGAGGCGCUGCAACUCCACCCGGUGGAGUAUGCAGCCCUUGCCCACUACAAACUAGUGUAUGUACACCCAUUUGUAGAUGGCAAUGGACGCACAUCUCGACUACUAAUGAACUUGGUUCUCAUGAAAGCCAGGUACCCACCUAUUACCAUUCGCAAAGAGCAAAGAGCUGAAUACUAUGCAGCUUUGGAUACUGCAAAUGAAGGGGAUGUCCGGCCUUUUAUUCGCUUCAUCGCCAAAUGCACAGAGAUAACAUUGGACACACUGUUGAUUUCUACAACAGAACAUGCAGUAGGGCUGCCAGGGACCAGCCAGCACCCAGUUUGUUUAGACUGCAAGCAAACCAUUCCUGUCCACUGAAUCUUUGACAACUUUUCUGCACAUUAUAAUGGCAUGCACAUUUGUUUUUAAAGAAAAACCUAAUAUAUUUUUUUAAUUUA
This is a messenger RNA of Periophthalmus magnuspinnatus, 1668 nucleotides long. It is a transcript of the gene ficd, whose product is annotated as FIC domain protein adenylyltransferase. Gene Ontology annotation, molecular function: protein binding. Bases 239 to 1588 code for a protein of 449 amino acids. NCBI's taxonomy places the organism in Eukaryota, Metazoa, Chordata, Actinopteri, Gobiiformes, Gobiidae. The record is from RefSeq and is a predicted model, not a curated record. The transcript is spliced from 2 exons.